CCUCGCCUUGUCCGUCGGCCGCACCAUGGCCACCACAGACAACGAUGGCGGCUCAGUGUCAAAGGAGCUGGAGCGACUGCAGCGCGAGUAUCGGUACAUGGAGGUGGACCGCAAGUCGUAUGGCGACCUCUCGCAGAAUGUGAUCCGGAAGCAGCGGCAGACGAUUGAGCGGUGGAAGAAGGAGAACGAGCACCUGCGGUCGGAGCUGGCGGCGAUCGAGUCGCAGCAAGAGGCCGAAGAGACGGACGCAGUCAUGUCGGAGAAGCUGGACGAGCUCAACUCGCGGUGCGAGUUUUACGCAGGCAAGAUCGAGGCCGAGGAGGAGCGGAUGGAGACGCUGCGCUCACAGAUCAAGCUUCUGGAGCGCAAGAUCAAGGAGCAGCGCGAGGUCAUGGGUGGAGUCAACGCAGCCAUCUCCAACUCUCAGACGGUGGCCAAGCAGAUUCGGGUGUUGGAGAACAGGCUUGACAAGGCGCUGGUCAAGUUCAACUCUGCGCUCUCGCACAACAAGAAGCUCCGCGAGGAAAUCGACAACCUUCGCCGCGAGCGCGUCGUCUUUGACGGCAUCUAUCGCAAGCUCGAGAAGCAACUGGUGGAGAAGAAGAAGCGCAUGGCUGACAUCAUCGAGGUCUCCAACUCGGCGUACGACGCCCGCGACAUGGCGCAAGACAAGAUGAACCGCCUCAAGGAGUCGCACAUGCGUGCCAUGGCCCAGCUCGAUGCCGAGAUGAUGAACAUGAACCGCGUGCUCAAGUCGGAGCGCCGCGCCAAGAACUUUAUCGCCAUCAAGGAGCAGGAGCGCGCCAACACCGCGGCCGGCCGCCGGACACGCUCGCGCAAGAACGGCGGCGGCGGCGGGCGCGGCGGCGGCGGCGACGCCGCUGCAGGCGUCGCCGCCUCGGCAGCAGCCGCGCCCUGGGCCCAGCCCAAGCUCAAGUCGUCGACCGAGUCCAACGCAGAGAUCAUCCAGACGUACGAGGAGGCGUUUGACAAGAUCCAGGCCGCCACCCUCAUCUCAGACAUCGAUGAGCUCGUCUCGACCUUUAUCGAAGUCGAGGACCAAAACUUCUCGCUCUUCAACUUUGUCAACGACCUGCAGAACGAGACCGAGAAGCUCGAGGAGCAGAUUGCCGACCUCCGCGCAAAGAUCUCCGAGACCAAGACCGAGGGCGAGACGUCGGACGCGCAGCGGCGGCACCUGCUCAAGUCGCUCUCGCACAAGCUGGCCAAGACCGAGGCCCGCGCCGACCAGUACGAGUCCAAGUACAAGACCGCCCGCAAGGUCAUGAACAAUCUCAAAUCGGCCGUCCACUCUAUCUUCAACAAGAUCGGCUGCUCGUCCGAGGAGAUCAACGACGUGCUCGGCGACGCAGGCACCACCGACUCGAACAUCAUGCAGUAUCUCGCCCUCAUCGAGCGCCGCGCCGCAGAGAUCAUCCACGAGGUCGCCGCCCGCAAGCUCGCCGAGGAGGAUGCAGACGAUGACUACCACCGCUCCAAGCGUGGCGGCCUCGUCGCCAUCCUCUCGCAGCAGCGUGUCCCGCCUGGUGGUGACCGCAUCGUCAUCGCCGCCCCGUCGUCCAUGGGCGAUGUUGACGAGUUUGACGAGGAGUCGGACGAGGAGUCGCAGCGACCCUUUACCCGCGACGAGCUCAAGGCUCUCUCGCGCAAGGGCGCUACCAAGAAGAAGAACGAGCGGUCGCGCCGUCGGGGCGGCACCUCUCGCCGCCGUCGCCAGCAUCGUUGAGCUUGUCGACAUGAUGGUAAACAGAGCACAGGGGC
This is a messenger RNA of Thecamonas trahens ATCC 50062, 1782 nucleotides long. Its product is annotated as flagellar outer dynein arm-docking complex protein 1. Lineage: Eukaryota; Apusomonadida; Apusomonadidae. The coding region runs from base 26 to 1747 and encodes 573 amino acids. The transcript is spliced from 2 exons. The record is from RefSeq and is a predicted model, not a curated record.